AUGGCAUCCCCAUUUAUAAAAACAAUAAAUGACAACCCACUCGGGAUCCUAAACGAAAAUUCCGACUUUACUGUCUCUAGUUUAUCCUUAGUGAAAGCAUUUGUUGACGAUGUGAUUCAAAAUCAGAAAGACCAAGAAGGCAGCAAGGCGUUGCUAGAUGAGAUCAUUGUUGAUGGGCUGGAUGCUAAUCAAGUUUGGCAACAGGUAAAGCUAGUUCUAGAAAGCAGUGGGUCGAAACUUCUAGAGAAGAUAGGAAGUCUGCGGUCUACAACUGAGAAGUUCAGCGGUAGUGAAAGCGAGGAUUCUGUUGAUGAUGAAAUGGAAAGUGAAGAUAAAGAAAGUCAAGAUCAUCUUGGAGACCAGCAUGUGAGUGCGAAACAGCUGCACACUUCUCAAGCGAACUAUUCUGAAGAGGAGCAAGAAGCAGAAGAAGAGGAAGAAGAGGAAGAGGAGGAAGAAGAGGAAGAAGAGGAGCAAGAGGAACAAGAGGAAGAACUGGAACAAGAGGAAGAACUGGAAGAACAAGCAGCAGAAGAAGAAGAAGGGGAUGAAGAGAAUGCGAGGAAUGUCAAGGAGGAUGUUGUUAGUGCCGAAUCACAAGGCAAGCUUAAGGUGAACGAUCUGCCAGUAAGAACAGGAGACUCGUUUGGUGUGAAUGAUGACUUUUUUGACCUUGACGAAUUCAACAAGCAAACUCUGGAAGCUGAAAAUGAGAACGGUGGGGAUGAUGAUAUCAAUUACUUUGAGGAUAUUCCUUCCGAAGAAGAAGAAGAAGCAGAGUUUUACGAUGAUUUCUUUGAUAAGCCCAACACUUUGAAACGCCAUCUUAACUCGACAAGCGGAACACAACCUUCUGAGGGAGAUAUAGACAGUAUCGGAGAUCUUAAUAAUGAUUCAGAGGAGGAAUAUGAUCGUGCCAUGGAAUCUGCUAAACUCGACUUGUUCGCUGAUGUAGAUGUUCAAGAGGUCAAAAAGAAUGACAAGGAAAAGCUUUCCACAUUUCAGCGUCAGCAAGUUGAUAUACAGAGACAAAUCUCCCAGCUGGAAAAGGAGGCUGUAGCUGAAAAGAAAUGGGCUCUGAAGGGUGAAGUCAAAGCUAAAGAUAGGCCCGAAGAUGCUUUGCUAACAGAGGAGAUUGAGUUUGAAAGAACCUCCAAGCCAGUUCCCGUUAUUACUUCGGAAGUUACAGAGUCUUUAGAAGAUUUGAUCCGUCGAAGAGUUCUUCAUUAUGAAUUUGACGACCUUGCUAAACGAGUUUUGACAAACACUUCAUUUUCAACCCCAAGGCCUAAGUUCGAGCUGAGUGACGCUAAAUCAACAAAAUCUCUAUCUGAACUGUAUGAAGGCGACUAUAAUAGCCCCUCCGGAGAAGCACCAGUCUCUGAAGAGCUCAGCCAAGCUCAUGACGAAAUUUCGGAACUCUACAAAGACCUAAUGUAUAAACUGGAUGCUUUGUCUUCCGCACACUUCAUUCCUAAACCAGCCCAAAAGCAGCUAGAGGUGAAGGUACAAAGCGCAGCGAUUAAUAUGGAAGAUGCGCAACCGCUAACCAUGUCAACAGCUCCUACUUUGGCUCCUCAAGAAGUUUAUGCUCCUGGUGCAAGUCGUGGGUCUAAUGAAAUAUCGCUUAAGAACGGAGUAGUGAUGUCGAGAGACGAAUUAUCUAGGGAAGAAAAGAAUAGGUUAAGACGAGCGCUAAAGAGGAAGAGGUCCAAACACUCGGCUUCUCAUAUAGAGUCAUCAAAGAAGAAGAGCAAAAAGAGUGAAGUGAUAGAGACCUUGUCUCAAGCUAGAAAUGUUACAAUCAUUGACAAGAAGGGUGAGAUGAGAGAUGUAAGAGGUAAUGUUAAGAAAGCCCCUUCAGGAACUCAAAAUUUCAAACUUUAA
Molecule: messenger RNA, 1887 nt
Organism: Lachancea nothofagi CBS 11611
Lineage: Eukaryota; Fungi; Ascomycota; Saccharomycetes; Saccharomycetales; Saccharomycetaceae
Source: the annotation of a GenBank genome assembly